UCUCUCUUCUCUUCGCUCUAGAGAAGAGGGAGAGAAAACAGAAAGAGGAGAGUGAGUGAGUUGCAAUUAAGGACAAGGAAUAGAUUCAAUAACCAUGGAUAAUCCUUACUUUGUUGUGCCGUACCAUGAUCCAUAUGAUACUCCUCCACUGAGUCCGAGUUUUUUCAACAUUUCCAACCCUACUCUUCUCGAUCUUACCAAUGUCUCCAGUGGAACCGAAUCCAGGCACUCUCAACAAAAGAGUAAUGGAAUUCAAGAGGCUAAUCUCCAACCAACUUUUGAUCCGAUGAUUCAAGAUAAUAACUCUGUUGGAGGAACAGGAGGGAAUAACUUCGAAUCAAUUCCUUUGUUACAAGUGCAUUCUGAAGAAGGUCCGUCGCAUGAUUUCAACAACGAUGUGAAUACAAUUACGCUGUCCCAUUGGCCCCUACCACCAGUCCCGUUUUCUUGUAGCUGUUGUAGUAUCCUCAGAGAAAUUGUUCACACCAAUGGAUUUAACUUUACGAAAGUUGAGAUUCAUGGAAGGCCCGGCUUGAUCUCUCAUGCAAUUCAACAUCCUACUGUGAAUGGGGAUUUUGUUUCCACUGGCAACCUUCAAUAUCAAAUGAUCGAUUUUUGUAGGAGAAGCAUUGAUGACGUGAAGAAUUUCCUAGUUGAGUAUUGCAGAGUACAAAGUGCAGCAGGGUACUUUAUGUUGCAAGAUCCACUAUCUGCUUAUUAUGAGGCCCUAUGCACUGGACUUGAAUGGGUCGAAGAGUUCAGCGAUGACACUGACGAUUUGAAUGCAAGCAAUUCAGAUGAUGAGAAUGAACAAGUGGCUGACAAUGGAGUAGGAGCAUCAGGAAAGGCUCCUAGAAGAUUAUCUCUUUCGGAACAGAGGGAUAGAGCGGGGAAGAUGAAAUUGGACGAUUUUGCCCCUUAUUUUCAUUUUCCAAUUGAGGAAGCAUCGAGGCAAAUGAAUAUCUGCCCCACCGUUGUGAAGAAAAUUUGCCGUAAGGAAGGAUUAUCACGAUGGCCUUACAGGAAGAUCAAAAGCACUGUAAGGCAGAUCUCACAACUUAAGAGAACGAUGGAAUCAAAAGAUGAAAGGUCAAAGGCAAGAAUUCAGGCAGAGAUUUACUGGCUCCAUCUAAAAUUAAGAGAGAUUUGUGCUGGACGAUACCCAUCUGGAAUAGUUAUACCAUGAUUCAAUUGUAAAUAUGUAGAUUUAAUUUGUAGGAUGAAUCUCUGAUUUAAUUGUAAAUAUGUACGCGAGAGUUUUGUAAUUUUUCCCCCUUGUAAAUAGGGUGUGUAUUUGAGUUGACUUUGUGGA
Arachis duranensis is the source of this 1312-nucleotide messenger RNA. RefSeq lists its product as uncharacterized. The transcript has 5 exons. NCBI's taxonomy places the organism in Eukaryota, Viridiplantae, Streptophyta, Magnoliopsida, Fabales, Fabaceae. Gene Ontology annotation, molecular function: DNA-binding transcription factor activity. Bases 95 to 1186 code for a protein of 363 amino acids. The record is from RefSeq and is a predicted model, not a curated record.